UCCCCCAACAUAGGUUGUGAGGUGGGUGCUGGCUAGCCCCAAGAAUGCCAAAGAAACCUCUGUAUUUUCUGCCCUUCACAAUCAUCUGUCUUAUUCUUCUGAACCUUCGAACCUUAUUCUUCUUUCCUCGAACCUUGUUCUUGUUUCAAUGGUCUUAGGUCUGUGCUUAGUAGCUAUUAACUUCAAUAUUUAGUUCUCUGUUCGUGUGCUUAUACAUUGGAGGAUUUGUAGGUGUAAGUUGUUCUUCAUUGCUUCUUGUCAGCCAGAAAAUUACUCAUUUAUUUAGAUUCGGGUUCCUUUGGGCUGAAUCCGGAUGGUGUUGGAGAAGCUGGGAUAUUCAGUUACUAAAAAAUUGGAAAUUUAAUUGAAGGAUAAACAAGAGUGCCUCUUUUUUAUGGUCAAGUUGAAGCACUCCUUGUUCGUAAAGGUUGGAUCUUGUGGAAAGUCAAUGGUCAUGGGACAAAACAUGUUGUUCAUCUCUUCAGUUAAAUAUUCACAGUACAACUGCUGGAUGGACAUACCAUGCUAUAGCUUUCUUUAAUGUGAAAGUUCUGAUAUUCAACCUGGGGUGAGUAGGUUUCUUGUACUUUCAUUGUCAUGUUUUGGAGAUUGGUUUAAGCAGAGGUGAGGUGUAGUUGAGGUUGUGAUAGGGCAAUUUGUGAAAAGUCAUUGAAAAUGUCUGAGAGUUCAACUGAACUUCGGUCAUUGGCUUUAACACCAACAUGGUCUGUUGCAUCUGUAUUGACUGUCUUUGUUGUUGUUUCUCUGCUUGUGGAGCGAUCCAUACACCGACUAUGCAAUUGGCUGAAGGAAACUGAUAGAAAACCUCUGCUUGCAGCUGUGGAGAAAAUGAAAGAAGAGUUAAUGCUACUAGGAUUCAUUUCUCUCUUACUUACAGCAACAUCUAGCAUCAUAUCCAAUACUUGCAUCCCAUCGAAAUAUUAUGACAGUGCAUUUGCACCUUGCAAAAAGUCUGACAUUGAAGAAGAAAAGCAAAAUGAUGAUUUCAAGGAGCGGAAACUUUUGAUGGAACUCUUGCUCGAUCAUCCGCAAAGAAGAAUGCUUAAUAGUUUAGAUCGAAACACUUGCCCCGAGAGUCAUGAACCAUUCGUAUCUUAUGAAGGCCUAGAGCAGUUGCACCGUUUCAUCUUUGUCAUGGCCCUUACUCAUAUAUUUUACAGCUGCUUGACAAUGCUACUGGCCAUUAUCAAGGUCCAUACUUGGAGAGUUUGGGAGGAUGAAGCUAAAAUGGACCAACACGGGGCAUUAACUGAUAAUACAAGAGCAAUGACAAUGCGAAGGCAAUCAACUUUUGUUAGAGUCCAUAUCUCAAAUCCUUUGUCUAGGAAUAGUGUUCUCAUUUGGGUGACCUGUUUUUUCAGGCAAUUUGGGCAUUCAGUUGUUCGUGCUGAUUACCUUACACUAAGGAAGGGUUUUAUCAUGAACCACAACCUUACGUUGAAGUAUGAUUUUCAUAGCUAUAUGAUUCGAUCCAUGGAAGAAGAGUUCCAAAGAAUUGUUGGUGUCAGUGCACCACUAUGGGGAUUUGUGGUCGCGUUUAUGCUCUUUAAUAUCAAAGGGUCGAAUCUCUAUUUCUGGAUUGCAAUAUUUCCAAUCACUCUUGUUCUACUGAUUGGCACUAAACUUCAACACGUUAUAGCAACCUUGGCAUUGGAGAGUGCAGGAAUAACCAGCUAUUUCCAGGGAACAAACUCAACAAAGCUAAAACCAAGAGAUGAACUUUUUUGGUUUAAGAAGCCAGAGUUACUGCUAUCUUUGAUUCACUUUGUUGUCUUCCAGAAUGCAUUUGAGCUAGCUUCUUUCUUCUGGUUUUGGUGGCAAUUUGGCUAUAACUCAUGCUUUAUAUUUAAUCACACGCUAGUGUACCUACGGCUAAUUAUAGGGUUUGCAAGUCAGUUUUUAUGCAGCUAUAGCACCUUACCCCUCUAUGCACUGGUUACUCAGAUGGGAACAAACUAUAAGGCAGCCCUUAUCCCACAGAGAAUAAGAGAAACUAUACAUGGUUGGGGAAAGGCAGCUAGGAGAAAAAGAAAGCAUCACACUGUUGAUGAUUCAACAACUGUGCACACAGAUGGCAGAACGGUUUUGUCCGUUGAGGAAGAUGACAGACAGUUUCCUGAUAGCUCUCAAACAAGCUAUGGAGAUGACACAUUCGCAAUCGAGUUACAACAUCACACAGUUGGUGAAGCAGGUCUUUCUGUAAAUGCUAAUGAAAACUCAAGUCGUCCUGGUACACCUCUCCUUGUACCCUCUGCUUCUAUGUCUUUCACAGUUCCACCCAGGUUCCUUCCAGAAGUAGCUCCACGAUCCUUUUCGAUGCCUGUACGAAGAGAACUGGAAAAAGACUGAACACUUGGAAGUUUGGGAACUCAGCUGCACUCUCCAAAGCUGCCUGUAUUUGGUUCUCAAUUGUUAGAUUUAAGAUCGGACAGCUUUCUCUUGAUGGCGGAACUUAAGUGCGGUUAUCAGGAAGAAAAAAAUAUACUCCGUAUAUGGGAUUGAAGUAUAUGGGAAAUAUUGUGAAAAUGUAAAAAGAGACUAACUUUUCCAUUUUAUUACUCCCUCCGUAUUUAAAAGUUCUCUACACUUUCUUUUUUGGGAUGUAUUUAAAAGUUUGCUACAUUUUCCCUUUUUGAUAAGUUUUCUUUUAAAAAUACUCAAUUACCCCUACUUUUUCUACUUUUUAUCUUCUCUUUCCUAUUUUUCUACCUUCUCUCCUACUUUUUCUACACUAUUCAUUACCCCUACUAUUUUCCCCUUAAAUAUUGUGCUAAAUGUCAAUCUCUAGUGUAAAGAUCUUUUAAAUACGGAGGGGUAGUAAAGUUGAGUGAAUGUCAUCAUUUAGAAAAAAGUAGACUUUGGAAUUUUGACUCGG
Messenger RNA from Cuscuta epithymum, 2896 nucleotides. NCBI's taxonomy places the organism in Eukaryota, Viridiplantae, Streptophyta, Magnoliopsida, Solanales, Convolvulaceae. The record is from the annotation of a GenBank genome assembly.